Messenger RNA from Dovyalis caffra, 2863 nucleotides. NCBI's taxonomy places the organism in Eukaryota, Viridiplantae, Streptophyta, Magnoliopsida, Malpighiales, Salicaceae. The record is from the annotation of a GenBank genome assembly.
UGGAUACAGUGAUCUUGAAGUCCUCUUGAAGCUGAAAACUUCAAUGUAUGGCCAUAAUGGCACUGGCCUUGAAGAUUGGGUGGCUUCUCCUGCAUCUCCUUCAGCUCAUUGUUUCUUUUCUGGAGUCACGUGUGAUGAGGACUCACGUGUGGUGUCGCUAAACGUGUCGUUUAGAAAUCUUUCUGGUUCAAUUCCUCCAGAGAUUGGGCUGUUGAACAAGCUGGUGAAUCUAACCUUGGCAAGCAAUAAUCUCUCGGGGGAGUUUCCUGUUGAGAUAGCUAUGCUUACAUCUCUCAGGAUUUUGAAUAUUUCCAACAAUGCUAUUGAUGGGAAUUUCCCUGGAAAAAUCACACUUGGCAUGACACAGCUUGAGGUUCUUGAUAUCUACAACAAUAAUUUUUUGGGUUUAUUGCCAACUGAAAUUGUAAACCUGAAAAAUCUCAAGCAUGUUCAUCUUGGAGGGAAUUUCUUCUCUGGCAUAAUACCGGAGGAGUACUCGGAGAUUUUGAGCUUGGAGUACUUGGGCUUGAAUGGUAAUGAGCUUACAGGCAAAAUACCUUCAAGCUUGUCGAAGUUGAAGAAUCUCAAGAGGUUGUGCAUUGGGUACUUUAACAAAUAUGAGGGAGGUAUUCCACCUGAAUUUGGGUCAUUGAGUAAUCUUGAAUACCUUGACGUUGCUUCUUGUCAACUUAAGGGUGAGAUUCCUUCCACUUUAGGCCAAUUAACCCACCUGGAUUCGUUGUUUCUUCAAUUCAAUAAUCUCACUGGCCAUAUCCCUUCUGAAUUAUCUGGUCUAUUUAGCUUGAAAUCACUCGAUCUUUCAAUCAACAACCUCACCGGGGAGAUACCAGAGAGUUUCUCUGCCUUGAAAAACAUAACACUAAUCAAUCUCUUUCAAAACAAGCUGCACGGUCCAAUCCCAGAAUUUGUUGCUGAUUUUCCAAACCUUGAGGUGCUUCAGGUUUGGGGAAACAACUUCACGUUUGAGCUUCCUAAAAAUCUUGGCCGAAAUGGGAAGCUGAAGUUGCUGGAUGUAUCUUAUAAUCACUUGACAGGAUUGGUUCCGCGGAGUUUAUGCAAUGGUGGGAGAUUGGAGACGUUGAUUCUCAUGAACAAUUUCUUCAUUGGAUCGCUUCCUAAAGAAAUUGGCCAGUGCAAGUCCUUGCACAAAAUCCGAAUCAUGGAUAAUAUGUUUACCGGAACUCUACCUGCUGGGAUCUUCAAUUUGCCGUUGUUGAACCUUGUUGAGUUGAGCAAUAACUUUUUCUCUGGCGAGCUUCCACCACAGAUUUCAGGAGCUGCACUGGGCUUUUUUUCAGCUUCUAACAAUCGGAUUACAGGUAAAAUCCCGCCGGCCAUUGGGUAUCUGAAGAAUUUGCAGCUUCUAUCAUUGGAAAUGAACAGACUUUCUGGUGAAAUUCCUGAUGAAAUCUUCGGACUGAAGUCCCUCACCAAGAUCAGCAUCCGUGCUAACAACAUUAGUGGUGAAAUCCCAGCUUCGAUGUUCCACUGCACUUCACUUACAUCCGUUGAUUUCAGCCAAAACAGCCUCUGUGGGGGGAUUCCUAAGGAAAUUGCUAAACUGAAGGAUUUGAGCUUUCUUGAUCUCUCUCGAAAUCAACUUACUGGUCAACUACCAGGUGAAAUCCGAUACAUGAUAAGCCUGACAUCCCUCAAUCUCUCCUACAACAAUUUAUUUGGCAGGAUCCCUUCUGUCGGUCAAUUCCUGGCGUUCAAUGACAGCUCAUUUCUUGGAAAUCCAAAUCUCUGUGCAGCAAAAAACGAUACUUGCUCCUUUGGUGGUCAUGGCCAUAGGGGGUCCUUUAGCACUUCAAAGAUAAUAAUCAUUGUCAUUGCACUUGUUACUGUGUUGCUGCUAAUAGUAGUGACAGUUUACAGAUUGAGGAAGAAGAGGCUGCAGAAAUCACGGGCCUGGAAGCUCACUGCAUUCCAAAGGCUCGAUUUCAAGGCAGAGGAUGUGCUUGAGUGCUUGAGAGAAGAAAACAUUAUAGGCAAAGGUGGUGCUGGGAUUGUCUACCGCGGGUCAAUGCCAGAGGGUAUCGAUCAUGUUGCAAUCAAGCGACUUGUUGGUCGAGGCAGCGGAAGAAGUGAUCAUGGCUUCUCGGCUGAGAUUAAAACUCUUGGAAGAAUCAGGCACCGGAAUAUUGUAAGGCUGUUGGGUUACGUAUCGAACAAGGACACCAACUUGCUGUUGUAUGAGUACAUGCCUAAUGGGAGCUUAGGGGAGCUUUUGCAUGGUUCAAAGGGAGGCCAUUUGCAGUGGGAAACAAGGUACAGAAUUGCUGUGGAGGCUGCCAAGGGACUCUGUUAUCUUCACCAUGAUUGCGCUCCUUUGAUUAUUCACAGGGAUGUCAAGUCCAAUAACAUAUUGCUUGAUUCGGAUUUUGAGGCUCAUGUUGCUGAUUUUGGACUGGCCAAGUUCUUACAAGAUCCAGGUGCAUCAGAAUGCAUGUCCUCCAUUGCUGGCUCCUAUGGUUACAUUGCUCCAGAGUACGCAUACACCCUGAAAGUGGACGAGAAAAGUGAUGUUUACAGUUUUGGUGUCGUGCUGCUGGAGCUGAUAGCAGGAAGAAAGCCAGUAGGGGAGUUUGGAGAUGGGGUGGACAUAGUGAGGUGGGUCCGGAAGACCACAUCAGAACUCUCUCAGCCAUCUGAUGCAGCUUCAGUCUUGGCAGUUGUGGACCCCAGGCUAAGUGGGUACCCUCUAACAGGUGUCAUUCACUUGUUUAAGAUAGCUAUGUUGUGUGUUGAGGAUGAGAGCUCAGACAGGCCUACCAUGAGGGAAGUUGUCCACAUGCUCACUAACCCUCCACAAUCUGCCCCAAGCCUCCUCACCCUUUAG